Messenger RNA from Mugil cephalus (flathead mullet), 1906 nucleotides. RefSeq lists its product as uncharacterized. The record is from RefSeq and is a predicted model, not a curated record. The transcript has 9 exons. Lineage: Eukaryota; Metazoa; Chordata; Actinopteri; Mugiliformes; Mugilidae. Bases 125 to 1105 code for a protein of 326 amino acids.
CUCUACUUCCUGUUUAUUUUGUAGAAUGUUUAACUGAAGUUGGGUCGACUGGAGGUGGAGACGCGGCUAACAGGUAGCAGAAAUGUAAGCUCCAACCCCCCCGCCCAGUCCUGUCCCGAGGGAAAUGGACGAGAUAAGUCCUUUGUUGGGCAACCAGCCGCGGCAGGACCCAGACCUUCUGUCUCCAAACUUGAGACCCAGACACCGGGAUCUGAUCCCAACGCCAUGUGGACCAGUGAAGCCCUGGUCAGAGCUGACAUGCAUGCUGAAGCUCUAUUUCUGCUUCACCAUAGUGUCUUUGCUUGCCCUGCUUGGCCUCACCGUGUACAGCAUCUGCAAGGAGCACAUGGACACAGACGUGUAUGAUGAAGACAAUUUCACUGUCUCUCUAAUCCAGAUGGUUGGAAUAGUGUUCUGUAUCUACUACAUCAGCCGCGGCGUGCUGCAGGAGAACCGUCAGGAGCUGGUGGUGUUUGUGCUCAGCGUGUUUGUGGUCAUGAUUCGAUCGGUGGUCAACUUCUCCGUUCAGGGACGGAAGGCCAAGCAGGAGCUGCUGGUUCGAUUCGUGUGCACCAUGACUCUGGGCGUCGUGCAUCUCUUUUGCACCAUAGUGCUCAUCCAGAGGCCCAACAUGAUGGCGUUCCGUGUGGGCGGGGCUCUGGAGAGGCUCCAAGAGCAGUAUUUCCUGCUUAACUUGUGCUUCUCCAUGGUGACCUUUGACCUGCAGGCUCAGUUGUGUCUGUGCAUCAUGAUCACAACGUCAGACACGGCCAUGUCCACUGUCAACAGUAUCAUCCUGGGUGUUGGAGUGGUCUGGGCCUGCCUCACCUCUGCUGUAGGCGCUGCUGCGGUUUUAAAGGAAGCAAAAGUCUUGGUUUGGAUCUUCACGGCGCAGAACCUUCCUCAACUAGCCUUCUUCGUGUAUCUGAUGUACAGGGUGGUGGAGAAAUGGUUCCACGACAACACAUACACACUAGAGGCAGCUGCUGUGACCGGAGCUUUGAUUUCACUGGUGAUCAAAGCGGUUUUAUUCUGGGGCCUCUUCAGACUGGUGCACAGCUUUGGACAAGGCCUGAGAGAGAGAAUGUUUGCAUCCGGCAAGUGAUAAAACAUCGAGUGGUCGUGGACCGAGGACACAGCUUUAAGAAGAUCAGAUUUCUAUUCAUCAUUAACUCGGCCAGAACAAUCACCUUUUAUUUUGCCCAAUAUGUUUACUGUAUGGAUUCAAUUUUAGCUCCACCUGUGUGCCUGUUUACAAGUCAACUUGAGCCCCGUUUCCAUGUGAUACCUGAAGCAUUAACACCUGAUACUAGAAUUCAUUUCUGGAUUGUGCCUACUGUUUGUUUUCAGUCUAGUAUGUCACGUUGUCCCUGGUUGCCCUGCAGUCCUCAAUUACUGAGCAAACACUGACUUUUUUUUUUUUCCAUUUGUCUCUUCAGUAUGUGGUCAAACUGCAUUUACACCUGACUGAUAUCCUUUCACAGUGUGAGCCUGUCCAACUGAACAUGUCAUCCAACUGGUCUGAUUGCAUAACAAUGUGCUCUGCAGGCAUUAACACGCCCUAAUCUGGAUAAUUUAUCUGGAUACCAGCCUUAAAUGGGUGCAUUCAAAACAGUUUUGCACAAAAAUGUAUCAAAUGCCUUUUAAGACUUUUUCCUAGGGAUUUUUAAUUGAAUUUGAUGAAUAUAUGCAUUGUAACAUCUAAACCUAGUGGUGUUAGUAGAUAUUUGUGGAGAACAUCCUUCAUUUAAAAAGGAAUAAUUUAAUCUGCACUGUCUUGACUUUGACAUUGGCAACACUGGAAUAUUUUUUAUUUACCUAUUGUCUUUUACUUAACUUUCUGCUGCACCUUAAUGCACUCCACUGUUUUUUUUCAUUCCAUGUUCUUAAUAAAAUAUUAAAACAA